UAAAUUCAUCAAACCUCAAACCCCUUCCUCACAAUCUUUACAUACAUUCUCUCUCUUUCUUACUUUCUCUUACUACAACAGGAACUGUGUGUUUGUCUUGUUUCCUUUUGUGUUUCUCAUUGAAACUUUGAUAUUUCACUACACUGUUUCUCCUCUCAGCUAACAAAAAUGUUUGCAGAAACUGGUCUUCUAUUCCCUUAUCUACAGAAUUACUCUCAUGAGUUUCAACAACUUGAAGAGUAUUGCAUGACUCACAAGUCCAAUGCUUCAAUGCCAUCAACAGUUAGGCUCUUUCAAAGUCAGCUUUUUUGGGUGAAGCAUGAGCUUUGAAUUUGCAAUCAAUCAUGUACCUAAUACCAAUUCAAAUAACCUGUGACACUACUCAGCUCUUCCUUUCCAUGUGAAGAGUGACCUUGUUCAAUCAUCUGCGAUGUCAGAAUUUGAUUUGUUUGUAGAGGGAGAUCUGUUCAAAGCACCCGAGACGAUUAUUGAAGAACCGGAAAUGGACCUUGAUCAAAUGCAAGCAGCCAUGUCAAUGAUGUCUGGUGGGGAAGACAUGUCGUCGCAGGGUCUAAAAUCUUCGGAUAUUGAUGAUGUGCUUCAAAGCGAACAACUUUUGAGUGAGGUCUACUAUGAUUGCAAAAAAGAUCUCUUAGAAAAGGCCACUAUAGAAUCACCUCUUUCUGAAAUCCUUGAAAUCAAGAUUCCUGCUCUGAACAUUGACGAGAAUUCAAUUCAAGAAAACAAACCAAUUCCUGAUGUACUAUUAUCAAAGAGUGUCAGUUCAGGAAAUCUGAGUUCAAUGGAUUGGAUGCAUGGUCCUGCAAUGAAGCCUGCUUUCCUUGAUUUCCCUGGAAUAGAUUUUAACGCGGUUUAUGGCAUGCGGAGAGCGUUUAGUGAAGGAGAUAUCAAGACUCUUGGCAAUGGUAACAUGAGUGUUGGCCAAUCCACUCUAGAGAGGCCUUUUCUUCUCAGUAACUGCACGAGUGAGCAACGUCAAGAAAAACUCUCCAGAUAUAGGAAUAAGAAGACAAGAAGAAACUUUGGCAGGAAAAUCAAGUAUGCUUGUAGGAAGGCGCUCGCUGACAGUCAACCAAGAAUCCGAGGAAGAUUUGCAAAAACAGAGGAAUUAGAUGUCAAGAAGCAAUGAACCUUUAACUAAAUUAAUUGAAGAAAAAACAAGGAAGUGGAAAUCAAGUUGAUGCAUCAGAUCAAAAAAGAUGGAAAAGCUUGGUAAUGCUAUGUGAUUGGAAAAUUAUAGACUUGAUGGAAUUCUAUAACUUGAGCAGGUAUCAUGGAAUAAGAUAUACCUCAAAACUUCUAAGUAGUUUUCCUUAUAUCUGUUGUAGUAGCCUUUUCUUUGUAGAUGGAUAUGACCUUCUAGAUAUGUAUAUAGGUUUGAUGAAUAAUAAAAGAAGGAAAAAAAGAGAGGUAAGGUUGUAUCUGUGUAUGUGAACUUUUAAUUUAAUUGUAUUAUGUGAAAUAAUGUUGAGAAUUUAGAAUUAUUUCUAACAAUGAUUAAUUGGUGAAAGUAC
This is a messenger RNA of Medicago truncatula (barrel medic), 1535 nucleotides long. RefSeq names its product zinc finger protein CONSTANS-LIKE 12. The transcript has 5 exons. Gene Ontology annotation, cellular component: nucleus. Gene Ontology annotation, biological process: regulation of flower development. Lineage: Eukaryota; Viridiplantae; Streptophyta; Magnoliopsida; Fabales; Fabaceae. Bases 431 to 1150 code for a protein of 239 amino acids. The record is from RefSeq and is a predicted model, not a curated record. Gene Ontology annotation, molecular function: protein binding; DNA-binding transcription factor activity.